AUGUCCCGCAUCGAUUUAGUAGUCACCUGGCUGGCCAUUGUUAUCGAUUUUGUGCGUGCGCAUGAAGUGUCCGAGGGCAUUAAGCCUGGCACGAUAUUUGACUCGAAACGAACUGACCCCGUGGCAUGGUUGGCAGUACUGGACUUCGAUUCCGGUUGCAUUCCUGGCCUGACCCCCAUCUCCACUCGGUGUUCUGCGAACGAACUCCCCAUUAUUAGUGGCGUGGGAUGCUUGGCUGCACCCCGUAUCCAAACUACAGAUAGUAGCGGAGCUGCUUCCUCGUCAUUGUCUUCCAAAAGCUCGUUCACUCCACUUCAUCACCGCCCCUCGAAUGAGCCUCUGAUCAAUGUGGUCGAAGUGUGGUUGGCCGACCCGACACAAGCUAAAACUGUGAUGACUAUGUGUGCGGGUAACCACGCUCUGUUCAUGCGUCGACGUCAACCAGAUACGGUAGAAGUGCAACAGAUGCGUGCCCAAGCACGAGAGGAGCGGGCACGGCGUGAGGUCGAACGGAGCCGCCUAGCUCGAGCCCGUGCAGAGAAGGCUGAGGCGAUUGACGCCAAACAGGCUCUGGAAACGCGAUGUGCCCAACUGGAACAGGCAUUACGACACCAGCAAGAGCUGCAACGCGCUUAUCUGUCUGGUGGUUUGGCCGGUGCGCGUGAGACUCGCACUUCUCGAAUUCGUAGUCAACCGGACGCGGAGCACGAUGAAGGCGAGAAUGCUCCGUUGGAAUUGCGUACUCCUCAACCACCGCGCAUUACUCGUCGUUCACUUCGUCUCCCAACCACACCGGGUGGCCCGCGCAUUCAGUCCAAGCCGUCUGAGGCAGAUGCCUUUUUGUCUAAUCAAAACAAAGCAGUUCGUGGUGAACAGAAUGACGCUGGUGUCGAGGAUGGACCGAAAUCGGACGAUGAACAUAACCCCGGACUGGAAAAUGCGCCUGGGUCGUCUGACAUACAAUUUGGUGAUUGCAUUUUCUAUCCACCAGACAAUGAUGAUGUGGAUGAACUGGACUAUUCGGAAUACAUACGGUGGAGUGGUGGAGAUGGAGGAGUGAAUCCACGGGAUCAAUUUCCUUUCGUUCAUCCUGCUUCCACACCAUAUAGGGUCAGACAUUUCGGGGCGCAACAGAUGCGCCCAAUGUUUCAUUCUCCAGCAACCCCAGCUUAUCAUUCCUCAUAUAUUUCCGGUGGCGGUGCUGGGGGUGGAUCAGCUUCAACACCGGCCACCCCGUUUGUUCGAAGAGCUAUGGUUUCCAUCGAUGACUCAGCAGUCCUCAAUCAAAAUAGUCGCAUCACUCCUCAGACAUCUCGACGGCGGCUAACAAUCACCAAUCCAUAUACAGCAGAGUUAACUGAGAUCGCUGCCGUACCUAAAGUUCCCUACUCAGCUCAUUUUGCUGGAUAUGUGGCAUCUCACCCAUCAUACUAUCAUUCUGCUAUGUGGAAUCCAUAUUGUCCAGAUCAGUCACAUCUCGCUCAUCCGAUUGCAGCUUACCGCAAUGAAUCGGGAUACGGUUGGGAUCCGGGCCCCGAAAAACGUCCACAUCCCCACUUUACUAGUCGCUACCCUCAAUUCCCGUCACAUGUUUGUCCGACUACCGUGGGUAGUAUGCCUGCAAUGCUCAACGAAACCCAUCUGGCCUCAGAUUCAAACGCUUAUCUGUCAGACGAAAUGUGGAGCGCCUAUCCCGUACGCUCUGGUAAUCUGUUCCCGUCAGCAAGAACACCUAAUCAUCCCUGUCAUCUUCCUUGCGCUUCCUGUUACGCCUGUGGCCCGGACUCUGCUGUCGUUCCAACAGGCAUCCCAACAGAAUACUGNAUUUUGAGGGACCCGAGAGAUGAUGUUCCCAAUCAUCCGGGUUAUUGUGUGCCGUUGGCACCGCCUCCUCUGCGUCGCGCUGCAAGUAUCGGGGAAUCUGCGUGGAUUGGUGAAUCAAUGAGUUACACACCGUAUGCACCGCCACCACCUGUUGCAUAUCCAAAUCAAAUACCUGCUGCAUCUGAACUGUCCUACCACCCCAACACUCCGCUCAAUCCGGCCCAACGGGGCUACUUGUCUUGUCGCUUGCAAGAGGAACGAGCCAGAUUCGCUAUGCUGCAGGCCCAAUUCUCCAAGCAGCUGUCAGAUACCUGGGCAUGUUUGCAAGUCACUCGUUCUCCGGGAUGUAUCAAACCUCCACCGGACCUCUAUGGGGACUCGCCAUUACGCAACACUUCUUUGAAUCAUGAACUCCGCCUGGAUCCGGCUGGGGCCUCAGAUGGCGCAUCAACUGGAGGUGGUGGUGCUGCUAACGCUGGUAUGGGUGGAACAGGUGGUGGUGGCGCUGGUAGUAGCAGCGGUGCUCCAUCUGGUUACCUCGGACUGGAUUCACUUUGCGGUGCCGGAAUGCACCGGCCGAGUCCUGAUCAGGCAAUUCCUACGGGUGCCACCUGUGACCGAUCCGAAUCCCUUGAGUCCACGGAUGGAUUGCUUAGAAAUUCCGGUCUUUACACGGAUCAAAAUCAAAUGCAUGUCGGAGAUUGCCCUCCGACAAGCGGUACCGCUAUUUGUGAUAGACACGGUUCAAGUAAGCUUGAUGACGGCCCUCUGUCGAAUCGUGCAGAUAUUCUUUAUUCAAUUAUAAAGUCCAUUCAGCACAGUGUAUCUAUCUUCACGACCAGUAAUGAGGAAGAUAGACUUUAUAUGAAUGGUGUUCUUUGA
Echinostoma caproni is the source of this 2706-nucleotide messenger RNA. NCBI's taxonomy places the organism in Eukaryota, Metazoa, Platyhelminthes, Trematoda, Plagiorchiida, Echinostomatidae. The record is from the annotation of a GenBank genome assembly.